Messenger RNA from Eurypyga helias (sunbittern), 738 nucleotides. Its product is annotated as CMP-N-acetylneuraminate-beta-galactosamide-alpha-2,3-sialyltransferase 2-like. The record is from RefSeq and is a predicted model, not a curated record. NCBI's taxonomy places the organism in Eukaryota, Metazoa, Chordata, Aves, Eurypygiformes, Eurypygidae. The transcript has 6 exons. Gene Ontology annotation, molecular function: beta-galactoside (CMP) alpha-2,3-sialyltransferase activity. The annotation marks the transcript as partial.
GUGGCCGUGGGACCUCUGCUCACGGGCGCAGACCAUGAGCUCUCCUCCGACGUGAUCCAGUGGUGGCUGGAUGUAAUUCGGCAGCUCUUCACUGUCCUCCCAGCCCCGACUGGCGAUGCGUGGGACCCGUCUCACUGCAGGACGUGUGCAGUGGUGGGGAACUCGGGGUGGCUGAAGGGGUCUGGCCACGGGCUGCGCAUCGAUGCCCAUGACUGGGUGCUGAGGAUGAACAGAGCAAAGAUUGCUGGCUUUGAGCUGGACGUUGGCAUGAGAACAACCCAUCACUUCAUGUACCCAGAGAGCGCAGUAAACCUCGGGCCUGGCAUCCACCUCGUCCUUGUCCCCUUCAAGCCACUGGACCUGCAAUGGGUGGCCAGCGCCUUCUCCACUGGAGAGCUCACGCACACAUACGUCAGGGUGAAACAGUUCAUCAAAGCUGACAGAAACAAGGUGCUGAUCCUGAGCCCAGCUUUCCUCAAGUACAUCCAUGACAGCUGGACGCAGCGCCAUGGGCGGUACCCCUCCACUGGCUUCAUAGCCCUGCUCUUCGCCCUGCACACCUGCCAGCAGGUUUCCGUGUUUGGCUUCGGAGCAGACAGUGCAGGCACCUGGCACCACUACUGGGAGAAAAACCGCUGGUCUGGAGCCUUUCGCAGGACAAGGGUCCACGAUGCUGACGUCGAAUUCAGCCUCAUCGAGAGACUGGCAGCCGAAGGCAGGAUUUUAUUCUACAAAUGA